AUGGUCAGCUUCCAAUUGCACAACACCAGCAGGGUGGUAGUACCGUACGAAAUUAGACUACCACGGGAACUGUUCAAACACGCGGAGCUCAGUCAUUCGAAAGGAUACCUCAGAGCUGGGUCUUCGCUGGAAAUUUUCAUUCGGCUGCGUUUUAAGUACGAAAUCUUGCUCCCAGGCGAAUGCAAAUUAUAUUUUGACGCAAAAAGCGGUGUUCUGAAUUUCCCGGUUCGAGUUUAUCCGUCAAACAGUCAAAAAUUUCACGAGGUACGCGUUUUGGCGGUGGUGACCACGCCAUUCGGCCUGAAACUAACACCCGACACGUUAGAUUUCGGUACGGUCAACACGACGGAAACCGUCGUUCGGAGUGUCAUGUUAUCCAACCAUUCUAGAACCAAAAUGGAUUACGGAUUCUUGAAACUACCAGAAAGAGUUUCAGUACGUCCGAAUGCAUUUGGUACUAUAUUUUCUGGCGAGCAAAUUCGUUUACACUUGCAUUAUAGCCCCAGUGCCAGUGACUUGCCACAAAAUGUCCAUGCGUACAACGAUGAUUUCGUAUUGACAUGCAAUACAGUUACCGGCGUAAAUGCAGAAAUAUGUCCUUUUCAAAACGAUGCAAUCGCACAAAUUGAUGAAACAAUUAAUGAAACAAUAGAUGAACAAAUAUCAAGUACAGUUAUUAUAGAUCAAAAGCCAGCAGUCAGCGAAAAACAAAUAAAAGAAUUAGAUCACGGAGCAGAUAAGAUUCACUUUUCUGCAAUAUUAAAAGACGAAGUUGAAGUAUGUUUUUUCGACGAUAGAAAUGCUAUCCUUAAAGAGGCUACUUUAAGAUGCCAUGCAAAAAUUCAUGAUGUACCUGUAGAACUUUCCGUCCAAAAAAUUAUAUUUGGAAAAACUCAUUUCAUGUCUUAUUCGGUAUUCAAAAUUGAUUUGAGAGCAUCGAAUUUGGCAUAUAUAACCGAGCGCAAUAUCAAUUCAUUUCCGGAUUUCAAAAUUAGAUUUGAGUUUAUCUCCAAUGAUUCUGCGGUAGAAUUUAAACCAAGGAACGGAAUACUACAUUCAAAUGAAGUGAUUACUAUUAAUGUGUUAUUUCGACCAAAACUUGAUGAUGAGGUCCAAAGUGUUUAUGAAGAAUGUCUGAAUUCUGAAGUAAUAAAAUUCAAGGUCGAUCAAAUUUUAAUGGAUACAAAUUCUUUCAUAAAUAAAGUUUACUCGAAUAAACCGUUUUUUCAUGAGCAACUAAAAGUAUUCGAAACCAACAAAACAUUUUAUUCUUUGAUGUUUGAUACAAUGAAAAUCAUUUCUGCUGCGUGUUUUAUACAAUUCACAAAUCAAAAAUCAAAAGAAUAUUUUGGAUUCUGCACGGAAUCGUUGAAGCUGAGUCUCGUGUGUCAGACAACAAAACCGAACAUAAUCUUGUUUAGCGAUCGAAUAGAUUUUGGCAAACGGACCAUAGACGUUCGUCACGACGAAUGGCUGUUUGUAUGUAACCCAACAACACGUCCUGUGCCGUUGAAAGUUUCGCUGCCAAACCCUGUCGGACCAUUUUUCUGCGCAUUUGCUCUGAACGGUGAACAGUUAUUAUAUCCCAAUCACACAUUGCCGAUCAACGUUUCAUUCAUACCCGAACACGAGGCGACGGUAAAUGAAAUGUUAGAGUUGAGUUCUGAAGCGAUGCGGCUACAUGUCGUGGUAUCCGGUAGUGGUCUCGGACCGUCGUGUACGAUCACGCCCGAUGACAUGUUCAACGUCAUACAAACUACGCACAAACACGCGAAAAAAGCGCUUAUUUUCCGAGUAACGAACACCAGUGGGGCGAAUGUCCGAUUCAACGUGCAAAUAGAAUGGAUGAGGGAGCGGUUGGAGCCAAUGACCAACGACGAGACGUACGAGUUCGUCGAAAAGCUCCGUUUGGCGGAGCGGGCAGACCCGAAGCAGCGUGUGGCGAUGGCAUCGCAGUUCGAAGGAAAUGAAUGGACCGUAGAACCCGCUAAAGAAAGUGCGUUUGACUUAGGAAACAGUGGUAGGCCACUGUGGUUUCGUUUAGACCCGAAAGGGUCACGUUACAUUCAGGUGACUUUAACGCUUCCUCGGCGCAACCGACAACCAGACGAAGACGGCGACGGCGACGGUGACGAUGAAGAGUCGUUAGAGUCUCCUGGCGGAGCGGAAGAGGAAGCGUUAAAAUCGCCCAACUACGGUUAUGGGACGGAGUCAGCCAAACCUGGUCGAACGGCCACCGCCUUGAUUGUUUCCAAGCGUCGCGUCCACGUAGCAAAGUUCAACGUGCACGUAGGCCAUUCGGUGCUGCGACAGUUCUACGUCUUUGGUUUUGUAGACGUGGAUGAAACUGACUCUUAG
Molecule: messenger RNA, 2358 nt
Organism: Rhopalosiphum maidis (corn leaf aphid)
Lineage: Eukaryota; Metazoa; Arthropoda; Insecta; Hemiptera; Aphididae
Source: RefSeq, a predicted model, not a curated record